UCCUUGGCAGAUAGGCGGAGGGACUUGAAGGUGAUUCUGCGUCCUCAACGCAGAGCGAUCCAGUGUAAGAAAGCCCCUGUUCGUUGUUCUGCGGAGCCUUAGGUGGUGGUCCCCAUGAGAAUCUGAGAGGCUGAGGUUGUGGAAAGGUGGAGCUCGCCUGCUUCUGUUGGCUUCGGUUCUCCUCGAUUCUGGCAUGCGUGUGGCGUUGCCCGUCCAGUUCUUGCCCAGCGGGACGUAGAGGAACACACAGCCGAGGCAAUUCUUUUCGGCAUUUGGGAAUCCAAAUCGAGCAGGUGCAGGUGUUGGUUUAGAGCCUUUGGUUUGCUGCUGACAAAAGAGGAGCAGCAGCAGCUAUGGUGGUGGCUCUGCCAACUGGUUUGGCAAUGCAAGUGCCACCAGCAUUUCAAAGUCUCAAUGUCGGGAAUGCGAAAGUUGGAGGUGUGUCUGCUGCUUCAUCCGUCAUUCCACGCGUGCACACCACGGCUAAAUUUUGCGGGGUGACCGAGUUCAUCUACAAAGAGAAUUCCGGUAUGUCGAGGAAGAAUGUCGUGCUGAGGCGCACUUUCGGUCAGUGGACGACAAGCAAGCUGCAAGGAGACGAUGAAUCGAUUCAGAGAGAUGUGCUCGUCGCAAAGUCGGUCUCAGUGCGUGCAGCAGAUGCAGAAACACCUGAAACCGUCGAACCGAAUGCAAGAACUACGAAGCAGUGUCGACCUUGCGUCAUCUUGCCGGGUCUAGGGAAUAACACCAGUGAUUAUAAUGCUCUGGUCUCUGAUCUUGAGGCUCGGAAUGUGUCUGCUACUGUUGUUCAAGUUGCUCGGGCUGAUUGGCUGCGAAAUGCUUCUGGAUUACUGGACGGGAAUUACUGGAAGGGCACGUUGUCCCCAAGGCCGGUGCUGAACUGGUAUUUAGAGAGAAUGAAAGCUGCCAUUGAUAUUGCGAAAGCCGGUGCCGGUGGAGAUGGCAAAGUGUCACUGAUCGGACACUCUGCCGGAGGAUGGUUGGCACGAGUAUACAUGGCAGAAUUCGGGACACAAGAUAUUGCCCUCCUCCUCACUUUGGGAACCCCUCAUCUGCCUCCUCCAAGAGGAAUUCCUGGAGUUUUUGAUCAGACAAGGGGAUUACUGUACUAUGUUGAGAACAACUGUCCUGGAGCAUAUCAUGCACCGGACGUUAAAUACGUGUGUAUUGCGGGCAGGUACGUGAAAGGCAGUCCUUUCGGAACGGAACAAACUCCGGUAGCAACCACAGGUGUGGGUACGCUAGAUUUGGAAGAGGUUGACGCAGAUACAUCCGAGGCUCCAGAAAGCCCAGAGCAAGUUGCCAAGACUGCAGAAGCUUUUCCAUCAUUUCGUGAGCGUUUUGUAGGGGCAGGCUACAAGCAGGUCUGCGGGAAGGCCAAUGUCUGGGGAGACGGGGUUGUACCAGAAGAGUCUGCAUACCUGGAAGGAGCUCUUAAUAUAUCCUUCGAUGGUGUUUAUCAUUCUCCUGUCGGCGCAAGCUCAGAAAGACCUUGGUAUGGAACAGUUGAAGUCCUGGACAAGUGGGUUCACCAUUUGCUUGAGUAGACCGAUAUGUUUGUGAUGUGCCUCACCGUUAAGGGAAUGUUGUCUCCAUUCUGGGACCCCAAGUUCGAUGUCGUUUCCAGAAAUCCUGAAUGAGGUUUGGAAGUCCUUGUGCACAUCAAGCUUCAUGUCUGUUCUGCUUCAAUUCUACAAACAGCCAAGGUUCAGAUGACAUCGCCAAAUAUUGUUGGAGACUACAUGAGCAUUCGAUUUUCAAUGCUAGGUACUCAAGAUAUUGUGUUUGAGAGUUAGAUAUAUAUCCAACGUUAUAAUGACAAGAAAUAUCAUUCUCGAAAGAUGGCCUUAAGCUGGCGUCGAUGAACACGAAAGUUUAGCGCUACCCAAGUAGCCGUGCUCUGCAAUGAUCGCAAGACGAAUGUUCAUGUGCUUCAAUCACCAGAUUCGAAAGAUGUGAUGUCAUAUUUCAAAAUUCGUGUGAGGUUCGGUGGGAUGUAUUCUGUAAAUCUGUACCUCUGUAACCCUGUCUAUCAGCUGUAUGCAUUAGGAAGCCGUGAUCACAACCUUAAUUGCGUGGAAGUGUUCUCUCUUUUUUAUCUACCAUCGAUUUGCUCACAGCAUAUUUCUUGUCUAAGAGAAUUACAUCAUCUAGUCCAAGUCUGCGGAAAUCGCUUGUAACUUCAGUUUCUAUCUACAUUGACAUAAAAUAUUAUGAGUUCGUGCUUGCCUGCACACGAGCAAUAAUCCUUCCGCCCUUCUAAGACGCUUGUCGAUGCAAAA
This is a messenger RNA of Marchantia polymorpha subsp. ruderalis, 2303 nucleotides long. Lineage: Eukaryota; Viridiplantae; Streptophyta; Marchantiopsida; Marchantiales; Marchantiaceae. The record is from the annotation of a GenBank genome assembly.